This is a messenger RNA of Annulohypoxylon truncatum, 1455 nucleotides long. RefSeq names its product cytochrome P450. NCBI's taxonomy places the organism in Eukaryota, Fungi, Ascomycota, Sordariomycetes, Xylariales, Hypoxylaceae. Gene Ontology annotation, molecular function: heme binding; iron ion binding; monooxygenase activity. The transcript has a single exon. The coding region runs from base 1 to 1455 and encodes 484 amino acids. The record is from RefSeq and is a predicted model, not a curated record.
AUGGAGCCAAUUCCGGGACCGCCAGGCUGGCCGCUCAUAGGCAACCUACUAGACAUUGAGCUCGAAAACACCCCACAGAGCUUCACCGUCCUUGCUAAGGAAUGGGGCCAAAUCUACAAACUCUACCUCGGUGGUACUGUAAGAAUCUUCAUUAACUCCCAUGAGCUCGUUGACGAUGUGUGCUCUCGCAAGGAGUUCGGAAAACACAUCAUGGGUUCGAUAGCAGCACUAUCAAAAGUGCUUCCCGACGGGCUCUUUACGGUCGAUACGGCUCAAGAAACCUGGGGACAGGGCCGGAGGAUACUGAACCCAGCUUUUACACCAUCGUCCAUUAAGAAUAUGUUUGAUGAGAUGCUCGACAUCACGUCACAGCUAGCGUUGAAGUGGGCACGACACGGUCCAGAGUGUCCGAUCGACGUUUCAGAUGACUUUACACGUCUAACACUGGACACCAUCGCUCUGACUGCUAUGGACACACGGUUCAACUCGUUCUACCACGAUGAUUUACACCCAUUUGUGCAACAUUUCGGUGGUAUAUUUGCCGAGAUACAGCGCCGGUCUAAUCGGCCAGCAUGGUACACCUGGAUGCAAUGGAAGGCCAACCGCCAAUUCGACGAGAACAGCGAUUUUAUCCGCAAUUUCUGUGCAGAUAUACUUACUCGCCGUCGCCGCCUCGAGAGCAACGAAUCUAUUGACAGGAAGGAUGUCUUCACCGCCAUGCUACAUCGUCGCGACCCUGUCACUGGCAAGCAACUUGAGGACUCAGUUAUCAUUGAUAAUAUGAUUACAUUUUUGUUCGCCGGGCACGACACGACGGCAGGACUGCUUUCGUUUCUCGUAUAUCAUCUAAUCAAAAACCCCGAUGCAUACGCCAAGGUACAAGAAGAAAUUGACCGUGUCCUUAAAGGCGGCGUCAUGACAAUCGAUCACCUCAACGCACUACCGUAUAUCAAGGCUUGUCUACUCGAGGCUUUGCGGCUUGAACCACCAGCGCAAGUCUUUACUGUAACUCCUCUAAUUAACGAUGCCGCACCUGUAAUCAUCGGGAAACGAUACGCAGUAUAUCGCGGCCAGACAAUUGUGAUCUUCAUCCCCGCGCUCCAUCGAGACCCAGCUGUCUUUGGUGACGACGCUGACAAAUUCCGGCCAGAGAGGAUGUCUGAAGAGAACUUUAAGAAGCUCCCCAAGCAUGCCUUUAAGCCUUUUGGAAAUAGUCCGCGGAGUUGUAUCGGAAGCGAUUUUGCCAUGCAAGAAGCCAUGGUAGCUGCUGCUGUCCUGUUUCAGAAGUUCGAUUUCUCAUUGGUAGAUCCUAACUACGAGUUACAAUACCAGCCGAGGUUGCAACGAAGGGCGUUGAACUUCUUCAUCAAGGCUCGAUUGCGGCCUGGUGUCAAAGUCUUGUCUUUGCACCGAGACUUCUUCGUCCCAGCAAGUAAGGGAGCAGAGAGUGAGUGA